This is a messenger RNA of Acaulospora colombiana, 1650 nucleotides long. The record is from the annotation of a GenBank genome assembly. Lineage: Eukaryota; Fungi; Glomeromycota; Glomeromycetes; Diversisporales; Acaulosporaceae.
AUGUAUAGGGAAAGAGGUCUUAACUUCACUAAUGUCAUAAUCUCAGAUCAGGGCCUUACCGUGACCUAUUCAGACGGACACCCUUCUCGGUGGCCAAGUAAGACCCGUCCUGUUCCAGAUCCCGAGAAUGGUGAUGUCAUAUACUACCGACCUAUUGCCUCGGAGGAAUCGAAAACUGAUUUGUACCUGGUCAAAGCAGGCGGAGCUCUCGCCAAGGCUAUAGAAGAAACUUCGAGUUUGACCGUUCCGAAACGUAGCAGUAUUUCAAGGUUUCGUUCACCUCACGAGUUCGAAGAACAUCUGAUAUGGAUGGCAUCAGAUAAGACUAGUCGGUGCAUAUGCAAAUACUGUAGUCCUUUCGGGUAUGAACCGUCGCCACGUAGACAGAACAAUAUAAACUCGAGUAAUACGAAUUCAAUCAACUCUCAUGGGAAUGCUACAUCGGGAUCGAGCGGAAGAUCUCUUGCAUCUAGAAUUGUAACUGUUUCUGAAAGGAAUAGUAUCUCUCCAGUUGUAACUCGAGGGCCUGUUUUUGAAUCAAAAUCCAGUUCGUCGAACAAUGAAGACAUAAAAUUAUUUGAUAAUGUUAAUAAUAGGUUUAGACGUGGUGAGGUGGUGUGGGUUGAUAUUGAUUAUUUCUUAACUCCGGUUCAGCGGCGACAAUUAGUCAUCCAGGUUGGGGAUGAUCGGAUAAAAUAUUGGCCAGCGGCUGUGGUGAAUCAUAAGAAGGCUCCGUACGUUAAUGAUCCUUCGGUGCGAAUUUCGCAAGAGUCAAUAACUCUAUAUCACCUACAGGUAUUAAUGAUCGGAGAUAUCACGGACCUGCGACAGAAAGCAAUUUUACCGUGGCACAAUCUUGAUCCUCACGGUAUUAUUCGAGAUUUUGAUGAGCUAAAAUACACCGCACGGGAUGAAUUGGUGGUCAAGUUUAUUGAAGCGGUAAAUAAUGCGAUGCGGGCGGCUAUGACAUAUACACCGCUGAUAAAAGAUGAUUCUCCUGCUUCUGUUGUAAGCUCGGCCGCAAAUGAAUCAGAAAGGAAAUAUCAUCAACGACUGAAAUCAUUUUCUCAUUAUAAAGCAAUGUUAUUUGGCCCCGAAUUUUUUAAAAAACAUGAUUUUAUUCGGAUCAAACGUUCCGACGAAAGAGAUUCGCGGGUCAAGGAAGAACAACCUAUUUUUAGAAUUAAAAGAAUUUACAAGGACGACAAGAAACAUUUUAAAAUGAUGGGCGACAUUUAUAUAAAAAUGCCAAAAGACGAUGGUGGUGUGAAGCUAGUCAAAAUGAAUGAUAACGACCCAGAUUAUAACAUUGAUAUCGCACAGAUAGCUGGCCGGUUUUAUACUCUUUACCCAAAUACCGUGUGCAAUACUAAAGUCAAGGAACAAAUAGAUUUACACGACAGGGUGUCAAUCUUGAAAAAAGAACAUUCAUCAUCAUUGGAAAUUCAGCGACAGCAAACAGCUAAUCGUGCGAUCCCAUUUGACGAUAAUUCUGCGUUACAGAUAAAUGAAGAAAGUACGGAUCAUUACGGUCUUAUGGACGCUUUACCUAUCAUUGUUAAGGAGGAAGAAACCGAGGAUAUGAAAUUCCUUACAUCUUUGAUCGCCGUCAAGGAAGAAAAUAACGACGAUAUGAUGGAUAUUAAUUAA